CCGUCUCUGAACACAUACGCCUCCCUCUCCAUCAGUCACUUGUGGCAUGUACCUGCUAGCCGGCCUCGCCUUCUUUGCCUACCUGCGUGCCACUGCUGCUCACAGUGGACACGAGCAUGAUGGCCCCCAGCCAGGAGAAACGGUUGCCCAGUACGCGGCAAGACACAUGGCCUCGGAACACCACAUCGACUCGUUCGAUGUACCCAGCUUCUUCCAGCUUCAUGACUUGAACCGCGACAACCGCUGGGACAAGGAGGAGAUCGAGGCUGUCUACGGUGUUCACCACGUGUACUCCCAAAAGAAGUCCAAGGAUGAUGUGGAGCACCAGAAGAAGGCCGAAUACAUUGUUAGCACAGUCCUCAAGCGCCUGGAUAAGAACGGAGACGAGACCAUCACGCUUGACGAGCUCGAAGCCGUUGGCCUCGAUGGGUUGCCCAGUUUCGACGAGCUCGGUGCCGAGGGCCACCAUUACGACGUCGAAAGUGAGUUCUUCUUGCACCACGAAGAACAGUUCCACUCUACCCCCGAGACGCAAACGGACGAGGCGUAUACCCACCCGGAGGACAUCGAGCACUUUGCGCACCACGAGCAGAUCGAGCAGGUCGAGGCGGAGCGCGAGGCCAAGUUCCAGGGCAUCUCUGUUGAAGAGGUCAUCGCGCAGCACGAACCCCACGACCACCCCGAGCCACAACAACACGGCGACGAGCCGCAACUCGUGGUUCAGGACCCCCACAACGACCAGCUCCAAACCCCGGAACUGAGAGAGCCCUCGGUGAAGAAGCCGCAGCGUCCCAUUCCGCCCGAGCAACAAGAUCCAGUGGUGCGCUUUGCGAGUGCAAAGGCCGAGGCUGAGAGCCACGGCGAGUGGGGACAGGGUCAGGGGGGCUACAAGCCGCCCAAGUCCCCAGGGGAGAAGAUGAGGAAGAACGUCCCGUACAAGGAAAAAAUACAGUACAAGUUCCGCAGGACCUGGGGCGACUUCUGA
This is a messenger RNA of Dichomitus squalens LYAD-421 SS1, 985 nucleotides long. RefSeq names its product precursor to secretory protein Ssp120. The coding region runs from base 47 to 985 and encodes 312 amino acids. The transcript has 8 exons. Gene Ontology annotation, molecular function: calcium ion binding. The record is from RefSeq and is a predicted model, not a curated record. Gene Ontology annotation, cellular component: endoplasmic reticulum-Golgi intermediate compartment; extracellular exosome. NCBI's taxonomy places the organism in Eukaryota, Fungi, Basidiomycota, Agaricomycetes, Polyporales, Polyporaceae.